Messenger RNA from Terrapene triunguis (Three-toed box turtle), 4097 nucleotides. It is a transcript of the gene WNK4, whose product is annotated as WNK lysine deficient protein kinase 4. The transcript has 20 exons. The coding region runs from base 63 to 4097 and encodes 1344 amino acids. Gene Ontology annotation, molecular function: protein serine/threonine kinase activity; ATP binding; chloride channel inhibitor activity. Gene Ontology annotation, cellular component: cytoplasm; cytosol. The record is from RefSeq and is a predicted model, not a curated record. Lineage: Eukaryota; Metazoa; Chordata; Testudines; Emydidae. Gene Ontology annotation, biological process: protein phosphorylation; positive regulation of sodium ion transmembrane transporter activity; monoatomic ion homeostasis.
GGCGCCUCCAGGUGCGAAGCGGGGAGCCCGCCUGGCCCCGGGCGCGGACCCCCCGCACCCCCAUGCUGAUGCUCCACGUGGCCGGGCCCCCCGCGGCCGGAGCCAUGUCCCAGACCGAGGUGGAUCUGUCCGGCUGCGGCAUCGCCCUGGAGCCGGGGACCCCCGGCCGGGCAGCCCCGCUCCGCAGCCGGGGGCGCGAGAGCCGCCGCGGCUCCUACAGGUUCAGCCGGCGGAGCUCGGCCGAGCUGGAGCGGCUGGGUUACGAGGGGCCCCCGGGGUCCGGCCCGGCCGGGGCGCAGGAGGCGCGCGGGGACCCCCGGGCUCUCCAAGGCGCAGAGCCCGCGGCGCGCUCCGGCUCGGGCAGCGAGACCGGCGGCCAGACGCCCUCGCCGCCGCCCCCCGGCCGGGUCUCCCCGCGCGGCGCCCCCCCGGACGAGAGCCGCCGGGCGCAGGAGGAGAACGAGGAGAUCGAGACCCGCGCCGUGGCCACCUCCCCGGACGGCCGGUUCCUCAAGUUCGACAUCGAGAUCGGCCGCGGCUCCUUCAAGACGGUCUACAAAGGGCUGGACACCGAGACCACCGUGGAGGUGGCCUGGUGCGAGCUGCAGACUCGGAAGCUGUCGAAGGCUGAACGGCAGCGCUUCAGUGAGGAGGUGGAGAUGCUGAAGGGCCUGCAGCAUCCCAAUAUUGUCCGCUUCUACGACUCCUGGAAGUCGGCCAUCAAGGGCCAGAUCUGCAUCGUGCUGGUCACUGAGCUCAUGACCUCGGGCACCCUGAAAACCUACCUGAAGCGCUUCAAGGAGAUGAAGCUGAAGGUCCUGCAGCGCUGGAGCCGGCAGAUCCUCAAGGGGCUGCACUUCCUGCACACGCGCUCGCCCCCCAUCAUCCAUCGCGACCUCAAGUGUGACAACAUCUUCAUCACCGGCCCCACCGGCUCCGUCAAGAUCGGGGACCUGGGCCUGGCCACGCUCAAGCGGGCCUCCUUCGCCAAGAGCGUCAUAGGCACCCCGGAGUUCAUGGCCCCCGAGAUGUACGAGGAGAAGUACGACGAGGCGGUGGAUGUGUACGCCUUCGGCAUGUGCAUGCUGGAGAUGGCCACCUCGGAGUACCCCUACUCGGAGUGCCAGAACGCCGCCCAGAUCUACCGCAAGGUCACCUCGGGCAUGAAACCCAACAGCUUCUACAAGGUGAAGGUGCCAGAGCUGAAGGAAAUCAUUGAGGGCUGCAUUCGCAUGAACAAGGCUGAGAGGUACACCAUCCAGGACCUGCUGGACCACUCCUUCUUCCAGGAGGACACGGGGGUGCACGUGGAGCUGGCCGAGGAGGACGACGGCGUCAAGUCCGGCCUCAAGCUCUGGCUGCGCAUGGACGACACCAAGAAACUGCACGGCAAGUACAAGGACAACAACGCCCUCGAGUUCCUCUUCGAGCUGCACAAGGACGUGGCCGAGGAGGUGGCCCAGGAGAUGGUGACCCUGGGCUUUGUGUGCGAGGCGGACUACAAGCUGGUGGCCAAGGCGGUGCGGGACCGCGUGGUCACCAUCAAGCGCAAGCGGGAGAAGGUGAAGCGGGUGCAGGAUGAGCUGCGGCGCCAGGAGCAGGAGAAGCAGCCGGGCGUCCUGCCCCUGCUGGAGGAGCUGAAGUGCCCCCCGGUGCCUGCCACCCCCCAGGCCUCGCCGGCCACGCCUGGCUCCGGGGACUCUGUCUUUGGGGGCACCUUCCCCCCGGAGCCCGAGGAGCCCGAGGCAGAUCAGCACCAGCACUUCCUGUACCGGCAUACCAGCUACUCCUCCACCACCUCUGACUGCGAGACGGACGGGUACCUGAGCUCCUCUGGGUUCGUGGACUCGCCCGACCUGUCCCUCUGCCACUCGGGCACCUUCUCCACCGGGGACCCUUCCAGCCCACCAGCUGCCCAGUCAGAGAGCUGCUUCCCCGUGAGCAUCGCAGUGAGCUCGCCCAUGGAGCGCCUGCCGUCUGCCCCGGCCAGCGAGUUCUCUUCCCCAGUGGACAGCUACGCGUCUGACGUGGCGUCCGGCCUGAGCGACGGCUGCGAAGGGCUCUCGGCCAGCGAGCAGAACGCCAAGCUGCCGGCCAAGCGGGCUUCGGGGAAGCUGCUGCGGCGCCGAGCCAGAUCGAGGCUGCGCAUCACCAACAUCUCGGACAAGAGCGACCGGGUGGUGGAGUGCCAGUUGCAGACCUACAACAACAAGAUGGUGACCUUCAAGUUCGACCUGGACGGGGACAACCCGGAGGAGAUUGCGGCCGUCAUGGUCAAUAACGAGUUCAUCCUCCAGUCGGAGCAGGACAGCUUCAUCCAUCGGAUCCAGGACAUCAUCCAGCGCGUGGAGACCCUGCUGCGCAAGGACGGGCGUGGUGCCACCGGGGCGGCUGGCAGCCCGCAGCCUGAGAGCCUGUCGCCCUCUGCCACCAGCAACGGCCUCCCGGUGGAGCUGCAGCUGCAGGAUCUCUCGCGCUCCAUCUCGGCCUCGUCCUUGCUCAGCGACCUGGGCUGCAGCAGCCCAGGCCAGUCGGAGCUGGCUCCGGUCCAGCCCUCGCUCAGUGGCUCCCCCUCUGAAAACGACGUCUUCAGCCUCGCAGACACCCCGCCAGGGACCCAGCCCGUUGGGCUGCAGCCUCUGCUCCCAGCAGAACCGCCAGGUUCCCCCAGUGCAACUGCCUGGAGCUGGCCCUCCUUCUUGAUGGCGCCUGGCCUGGCCCCGUACCAGCCGCCGACGUCCCAGUCUUUCCCACAGACGGCCGGGCCCGGGCCCCAGGCUGGGGGCUCCCUGCUGCCCACCACGCCACCCAGGGGAGGCCUGGGCCCCCUGAGCCCACCCAUGAACAGCACGGCCCCCACUGCACCCCCCUGGUCUCCUGCCACCUCCCCCUUGUUCUCGCUGGCUGAGAUGUUCUCCCUGGCAAUGAUGAGCAUGGCCCAGACGCUGCUGCCGUCCGUCUCCUUGGCUGCCCCCCCGCCGGGUGGGCCCCUGGCCCCUGCACCGAUACCUCGCCCGCAGUCGCUCUACCUGGGGCCGGCGCACUCCACCUCCCCUGGCCCCGCAGGCCUGGUGGAGCCAGCGCCAUGCUGCAAUGGGACCCAGGAGCUCACCAGCACCCGUGUCACGGGGGACUGGGCGCCAGCUCUUGCCCCUCAGGGCCUGGGAAGAAGCGGCACCGGGGAGAGUCCGCUGUCAUCGGUGAGAGCUCCUGCUGCGGGGGCGCUGGACAGCGGCUCGGUAUCGCCCUGCUCCCCGAAACCCAGCAGCCACCUGAUCGUCUCCGAGUCGCCCGCUCCUGGCACGGCCAAGGCCCGGCUGUCCCCCAUCAACGAAGAGGCCAAGCCCCAGAUUCUGGGCCGGUUCCAGGUGACCACGUCCAAGGACCCAGCCAACAGCCCCCUGGGGCAGCAGAGCCAGAGCGACAGUGAGCAGAGCGGCCUGGAGCCCUGGGAGGGGGCGGCUGGCGCCUCCUCCCAGCCCUCGGUGCCCAGCUCCUCCGCCACGGAGGGCAGCACGAGCCCCGACUCGGACUCUGUCCCCGACACCCCGGUGCAGGACCCGGACGAGCAGCUGGCCGAGGAGGGGACGCCGGUGGCGCUGGCGGAGAGCGACCAGGAGGGGCCCGGGGAGGGCGGUGCCGAGAGCCCUCAGCAGGCCGUGGUGAGCCAGGUGUGGAUGAGCUACGCGCGCAGCUUGUCCUAUCUGAGCAGCGACGACACGGAGAGCGAGGACGAGGAGAUCUGGGAGGAGCUGCAGAGCCUGCGCCAGAAGCACCUCUCUGAAGUGCAGACGCUGCAGGCCGUGCAGAAGAGGGAGAUCGAGGAGCUGUACUUCCGGAUGGGGAAGCAGGCCCCCCCCGGCAUCGUCUCCCCAGCCGCCAUGCUCUCCAGCCGCCAGAGACGCCUCUCCAAGGGCAGCUUCAACCCGUCCCGGCGCAACAGCCUCCAGCGCCUGGAGCUCUCGCAGCCCCCAGGGAUCAUGCGCAGGAACUCGCUGAGUGGCAGCAGUACCGGCUCGCAGGAGCAGCGGCCGAGCAGAGGGGUGACGUUCGCCGGAGACCUCAGCCGAACGGAGCCGCCAGCCCCAUUGCAGUGA